Molecule: messenger RNA, 1415 nt
Organism: Betta splendens (Siamese fighting fish)
Lineage: Eukaryota; Metazoa; Chordata; Actinopteri; Anabantiformes; Osphronemidae
Gene: psmd6
Product: proteasome 26S subunit, non-ATPase 6
Exons: 8
Coding region: 121-1290 (389 amino acids)
Biological process (GO): proteasome-mediated ubiquitin-dependent protein catabolic process
Cellular component (GO): proteasome regulatory particle
Molecular function (GO): protein binding
Source: RefSeq, a predicted model, not a curated record
GCAAAUGCUUUAGUGUUUUCCGUAGUCAUCGUUCACUAGCUCAAUACUGCAAGGACUGCUUGGUGGAUACACAAAGAAACCACUUCGUCUGCGCGUUUGGUAUUACACUUCUGACUAAUAAUGCCGCUGGAGAAUCUGGAGGAAGAGGGUCUGCCCAAAAACCCCGACCUGAGGAUAGCACAGCUGAAGUUUCUGCUGACAAUGGACGGUCACCGACAGGAUGCUAAAGUGAAAACGGAGCUGAUGGAUGCUAUCAAAGCUAACAACAUGGCACCAUACUAUGAAGGUCUGUGUAAGGACCUGAAGUGGCAGCUGGACAGUGACCUGCUCAGUAAAAUGAAAAAGGCCAAUGAGGAGGAGCUGAAGCGUCUGGAUGAUGUGCUAGAGGAUGCAGAAAAGAACCUGGGAGAGAGUGAGAUACGUGAUGCCAUGAUGGCCAAAGCUGAAUAUCUGAUCAGAAUUGGAGACAAGGAGGGCGCCCUCACAGCCUUCAGGAAGACUUAUGACAAGACAGUGGCUCUCGGUCACAGACUAGACAUUGUCUUUUACCUGCUGAGGAUUGGUCUAUUCUAUAUGGACAGUGACCUCAUCACACGCAACUCUGAGAAAGCCAAGAGCCUUAUUGAGGAGGGGGGAGACUGGGACCGGAGGAAUCGCCUCAAGGUCUAUCAGGGUUUAUACUGUGUGGCCAUCAGAGACUUCAAGCAAGCAGCUGAGCUCUUCCUUGACACAGUCUCUACCUUCACUUCUUAUGAGCUCAUGGAUUAUAAGACCUUUGUCACAUAUACAGUUUACGUCUGCAUGAUCGCCCUCAAAAGGCCUGACCUACGUGAAAAGGUAAUCAAGGGAGCAGAGAUCCUGGAGGUCCUACAUAGUCUACCUGCUGUGCGCCAGUAUCUUUUCUCACUCUACGAGUGCCGUUAUUCUGUUUUCUUCCAGUCUUUGGCUAUGGUGGAGCAGGAAAUGAAGAAGGACUGGCUCUUUGCGCCACACUACCGCUACUACGUGAGGGAGAUGAGAAUUCAGGCCUACAGCCAGCUGCUAGAGUCCUACCGCUCCCUCACUCUUGGCUACAUGGCUGAGGCCUUUGGUGUCAGCACAGAGUUCAUUGACCAGGAACUGUCCAGAUUCAUCGCUGCUGGCCGCCUUCACUGUAAAAUUGAUAAAGUGAAUGAGAUCGUGGAAACCAACAGACCCGAUAGUAAAAACUGGCAGUACCAGGAAACCAUCAAGAAGGGAGACCUGCUGCUCAACAGAGUCCAGAAGUUGUCAAGGGUUAUCAACAUGUAACAGGCCAUUUUUCCCCCAGUUACUGCAAGGGAAAUCUGUAUGAUUCUUCUUGGCACCCAAACCUGUCGUUUGUCAGACAAAGUGACUUAUAUUGUGUAUAAAAUAAAAUUUGUUUAACUGUUGAA